AUGUUGGGUGGAAUUGCUUUGACGGGUGCUGUUUUGGCAGCUACUGUCUCUGGCAGAGCUGUUGUUGUGAGACAGUCCGAUGCUAACACUGAUGGAUCUUCAUGUCCUGGAUAUUCGGCGAGCAAUGUGCAAACGACAGGUACUGGGUUGACGGCGGAUUUGUCUCUUGCUGGACCGGCUUGCAAUAGCUAUGGAGAGGAUAUUCAGAAUUUGAAGCUCACUGUCAAUUAUGAUACUGCAAAGCGACUUCAUGUAAAGAUUCAAGAUGAGCCUGCGAUUGCAUACACAGUUCCAGAAUCCGUCUUUCCAUACCCAAGCAACAAUGCCUCUGUCUCUGCAGACGAUGCUGAGCUGGCGUUCGCGUAUGAGGAAUCACCCUUCAGCUUCCGCGUGAUCCGAAAGUCGACAAACGAUGUCCUCUUCGACUCGUCAGCCGAAUCACUCAUCUUCCAAGAUGAAUACCUCCGCUUGCGCACAGCAUUGCCUGAGAACCCAAACCUUUACGGUCUCGGCGAGCACUCCGAUAAUUUCCGUCUAAACACCACGAACAACACUCGCACACUGUGGUCUCGAGACAGCUACGGCAUUCCCGAAGGCACAAACCUCUACGGAAACCACCCAGUGUACUUCGACCACCGCGGAGCAAAUGGCACACAUGGUGUCUAUCUCCACUCCAGCUCGGGUAUGGAUGUCAAAAUUGACAAGUCCAACUCGACUGGACAGCAGUAUCUGGAGUAUAACUUGAUAUCUGGUAUUCUGGAUCUGUUCUUCGUUGCUGGACCUACACCCACAGAAGUCAGCAAGCAGUAUGCCGAGAUAGCAGGUCUGCCGGCAGAAAUGCCAUACUGGGGUUUUGGUCUACAUCAGUGCCGAUACGGAUAUCGUGACUUUUACGGAGUGGCGGAGGUGGUGGCGAACUAUUCCAAGGCGAAUAUUCCGUUGGAGACGAUGUGGACUGAUAUUGACUACAUGUAUGCCAGAUACAUCAUGACAACGGAUCCGGACCGCUUCCCAAUCCCGCGUGUUCGGGACAUUGUCGACUAUCUGCAUGAGAAUGAUCAACACUACAUUGUCAUGGUCGACCCUGCUGUCGCAUACCAAGAGCAGAAGUAUGAUAACUUGACUUACACCACAUUCACCACUGCUGCUGAGAAUGGCUACUUCGUUUACAAGAACGGCAGCAUUUACAAAGGUGUCGUCUGGCCUGGUGUUACGGCGUUCCCAGAUUGGUUCCACCCAGAAGUGCAACAAUGGUGGAAUGAAGAGUUCCUAGCGUUCUUCGAUAGAGACACUGGAGUCGACAUCGAUGGUCUGUGGAUCGACAUGAACGAGGCAGCCAACUUCAACUACUACGGCGACAAUCCAGAGGAGACUCAAGAAGAGCGUGGUUUCCCUCCUACUCGUCCAGCUCUCCGCUCGCAGCCACGACCAAUUCCUGGCUUCCCAGCUGAGUUCCAGCCUGGUGCGCAAGAUUAUCCCCCUGAUGAUUUGGCGUAUGCUCCACCGUGGCUCGCACCAGACUCGAACCCCAACGAUGCAAAGAAGCGAUCUGUUUCGGCAAACGCGCAAGUCGCUCAGCCUGUGAAGCGUCAAGCUUCCACUUCCCCAUCUGGCGCAGAGUUGAUUGGUUACCCCAACCGCAACUUCCUCGCACCGCCAUAUCGUAUUGACAACGCCAACACUGUGGAGGACAUCGGUGGCCUUUCGAACUUUACUCUCGACACUGACAUCGUGCACUACGACGGCCACGUCGAGCUCGAUGUCCACAACCUCUACGGAACCCAGAUGAGCGAAGCUUCUCGCACAGCUAUGCUCGCCCGUCGUCCAGAACGUCGUCCUCUCGUCAUUACGCGAUCCACUUUCGCAGGUGCCGGCCGCAGCGUAGGAAAAUGGCUCGGAGACAACCUGAGUAACUGGGACCAGUACCGCAACUCGAUCCAAGGCAUGCUCAAUUUUGCAUCCUUGUUCCAAGUCCCCAUGGUCGGAUCAGACAUUUGCGGUUUUGGCGCCAACACGACUGAGACGCUUUGUGCACGAUGGGUCACCCUUGGUGCUUUCUACACCUUCAUGCGAAACCACAAUGGCGAUACGUCGAUUCCUCAGGAAUUCUAUCUGUGGGAUACUGUUGCCGAGGCUGCCAGGCACGCACUGGAUAUCAGAUACCGACUGCUGGACUACAUCUACACUGGUUUCCACAAGCAGUCCAAGGACGGUACUCCAGUCCUCAACCCGCUCUGGUUCUUGUAUCCUGAGGACGAAAAUACCUUCGGCAACCAGUUGCAGUUCUUCUACGGGGACUCUUUGCUCGUCUCGCCAGUGACAGAGGAGAAUGCCACAAGCGUGAGCAUUUAUCUUCCAGAUGACCGAUUCUAUACCUGGGGAUCCUGGGAAGUUGUCGAAGGUGCAGGUGCAGUGGUGAACUUGAAUGACGUCGGAUUCACCGAGAUCCCGCUCCACGUCAAGGGUGGUAGCAUUUUGCCUGUGAGGCAAAAGGCUGGUUACACCACGACUGAGACCAGAAAGUCGCCAUUCGAGAUCCUCGUCGCUCCAGGUCGUGAUGGAAAGGCGAGUGGGUCGCUGUAUCUGGAUGAUGGUGACAGUCUUGUGCAGGCUGCUACUUCGGAGAUCACCUUCGAGUAUGAGAAUGGGGAGCUGAAGAUUGGUGGUACUUUUGGUUAUACUACUGAUGCUCUAGUCACUACUGUGACUGUGCUUGGUGGUGGCUCUGGUGGAGGAAAGGCUCCUUCGUACUACAAGGGAAGCACGAAGACGAAGACCUGCAAAGAUGAUGAGUGGCAGUAUGAUGCUGGAAAGGGUGUCAAGACUGCCCAGGUUAAUGAGGCUCUUGAUGGCGAGAUGGUCGUCCGGGUUUAGG
Molecule: messenger RNA, 2875 nt
Organism: Cercospora beticola
Lineage: Eukaryota; Fungi; Ascomycota; Dothideomycetes; Mycosphaerellales; Mycosphaerellaceae
Biological process (GO): carbohydrate metabolic process
Molecular function (GO): carbohydrate binding; hydrolase activity, hydrolyzing O-glycosyl compounds
Source: RefSeq, a predicted model, not a curated record